CACACCAAAAGUCGGUUCUCUUCUUUUAAACACAAUCGGACUUUUCUCGGGGCCUUCCUGAUGCUUACUGGGUGACGCCGGAGACCUGAUGAGCAUGUUGAAGUUCUACGGCUUUCCCAGUCAAGGUCUGGCUGACGGAAGAUGAAAACCGAGAUAGAUAGUGCCUUGUUAUCCGUCACUUCGCUAGCUGGCUUCUCUUUGAAGACAUACACGAUCAUGCGGAGUGUCAAUCGAAGCAUGAAACGAGAGUUGCUCGUAGUUGUUAUCAAAAUGCCCUUGUUGAGCUCAGUAUUCUUUGGAAUUGACGGAUGUGGCUGGAUUUUUGGUAUUUCCUUGGAAUUUCAAGCGCAUAAACGCAGCUUGUGUAUCGGAGGCUGGGGCACAAAAUAAGGGCAACUUUGGAUGUCGGACGUCAGAAAAAUUUCUCCGACAUCUCCCCAGUCCCGCCCAAGACCGCGAUAACGACACCGCCCGCCCAAGAGAGACGACACCCGCCGUCGGACCCAUUGGACUGUCUUCUUUUGUCGUAUACAUACUUCGAGAUCGGUUCAAGUCUGCCACUAAGUGUGCGGGGUAAACCGACGAGACUUCAGCCCCCGUUCAAUGGGCUUCGCGCUCUAAGCUGCGAACAUGGCCGACACGAUGCUCGCCGGUCUCGAGGCCGAUCUCUUUGCUGCCUUCAACAACAGCAGCAACGACGAUGUUCCGAUGCCAGACGCCGAUAGUCCAAUCAAGGCCGAUCCUGAACAACCUCCAUCUCAACAAGCGCCAGAUGUUGCUCCUGAGAAGACUGCGGCUCCGACUGCUCCUGCUCCUCCUCCUCCGCCACCACCACCGCCCACGUCGCAACAUGGGGAAGCCACAACCACAAUCACACCCACACCCACACCCACAGUGCCAGCAGCGCCAACAACGCCGGCAACUCCUGCCACUCCGUUAAUAUCUACAGCCGCAGCAGUUUCCUCUCUCCCACCACCAUCGACUCCCGCCCCUGUUCCGAGCCCCGCGCCGAACCUGCUUGCUGCGACCCCAACCACAGUGCUCGAUGCGCAAUCGCCUUCAGUCCAGAUAGAGCAGCUCUUAGCAUCUGCCCAAGCCCAGACGGAUGCCCUUGUGCAUCAGUCUCCAUCUCAAGCGCUAUUACCGCAACCGACGAUGUCUCAACCCCCGGCAGACUCUCAAACACCAAUUGACCCUUCACCGGGAGUCCCCGUUACUGCCCAGAUGCCGAGUGAAGCCAAACGACCCAGGAGCCCUGACCUGGAUGAUGAGGAUAGCCUGGCAAAACGGUUGAAGAUGGAGUUUGCCCAACAUGAGGCGCAACUCGGGCACCCAGAGCAAGCGGGACAUGGUGAGAUGAAUGGGCAUGACAUGGCGCCUGUCGACCUGGAAACGAUGCUGAAUAAUGCGCUGGCUGAUUACGAUGUGAACGUGGUACGGACCACCAACCCAAUACCUGCCACGCCCGAGGCUGAGAAAACACGGAACAAAAUCGCAAACUUUACUCGUCACUCCUUUUAUCAUAUGCGGUCCAUGAGCCUCCUGAACAUGGGCAGUUUUGCUGUUCAGAUCCUCAUCAGACUGUCGCAGAAUACCAAAGCUGACACCGAUGCACUUCUUGCCCAGACCGAAUCCGAGUUUUACAAGGCCUAUGGUAUGCUCUGGAAUGUGUUUGAAAGCACACGAAAGAUGUACUCAGACUCUCACCUCCUUUCGGUCGACGAGUUGGAAAUCACAGACUCGGAGGAUAGGGAGACGAUCCGUAUGUCAAACUUGGCUUCGGUGGCAGGCAUGGUGUUUGGCUCAGGCGAUGUGACACUGAAAGAUGUACACGAUUCUUUUUUCAGCGUCUUCAUCCCCGAAGACGGCGAAUACAAGGACUCUUUGACCGAAUUGUUAGUUAGCUUGAAGACGCGGCUCUUCUUGGAUGCGCUUAAUCACCAACCACCGCAGCCGGCGCUGGGCGUGUUGGACACUUUGUUUCCUGCUCGGUUCGAUGAGGUUUUGAAGAAUCGCAGUGGAGAUCUGGCAUUGAAUCCGGAUGAGGAGCGGCUGGUUGGUCAGGUUCGCGAGAGAAGGGAAUUGCUGGUUCAAUCGGCCGCUGAUGAAUCUAUCAAGAGAUCAUUGGCGGAGCAAUCGUCACCCGAGAGAAUCACCGAGUUGCUGAGCUUGUUUUUGCAAGGCCACCUGGCUGUUAUAGUUGACUACGCCAGGAGCUACGGCAUCAACAUACCCACACAAGAGGAGGAGCCGGUUCUGGCCACGAAUAUGGAAAUCGAGGAGCAGCACGACAGCCUUGCUGAAACGCUCAGGCUUGCAACAGCGCAACUUCCGAUGGCUGGGGAAACCAAAGAACUCGACGGCGAAGAUCUGUCGGGUCAACAUGAUGACGAAACAUUGAAAAAGCUCAUCGAGCAGGAGUUGGCCAAGGAUUCGUCCUUGUCGCAUGACCUGAGCGGGCUGAUUAAGGACUCUUCCGCUGGACAGCAUGACAUGAAUAGCUCGACUACCGAAUUGGCGAAUCUAAUCGCUGCCAGCCUUCCGAAAAUCCCAGAAGAACCGCCGCAUGGGCUCCCCACCACCUCGACUAUGAUAUAUUCGGGGACUGUCGGGACCGCAAAUCUCGGACACGCCCCGGCCCAUCCUCACUACAUUGCGCAAAUGAAUCAACAACACCAGGGCCAAUAUCAGACGUACACACAGAGCCCCGCGCCAGCAGCCCCGGCUGCUCCAGCUGCCACGAACGAGAAUGGCCUUCCACCAAAUCAGUCUUUACCCACUGCGGCUCUGUACGAAAAGGCUCGGCAGGCUGCUGUUGCAAAAUCAUCUAAUACGUCGAGGCGCGAAGGCCUGCAUUCGACUCGGAGGCCUUGGAGUCCUGAAGAGGAGAAGGCUCUCAUGGCUGGUUUGGACAUGGUGAAGGGUCCCCAUUGGAGUCAAAUUCUCGGUCUUUUCGGGCCGCACGGAACCAUUUCAAACAUCCUGAGGGAUCGCACUCAGGUCCAGCUGAAGGACAAGGCAAGGAAUCUGAAGCUAUUUUUCCUCAAGACGAACUCGGAAAUGCCGUACUAUCUGCAACACGUCACAGGAGAGCUCAAGACUCGGGCUCCGACCCAGGCAGCAAGAAAGGAAGCCGAGGAGAAGGCGCGGCAGAAUAGCCAAGAAGAACAGGCCAGGCUGCAGACAAUGAUGGCGCUGUCGAAUAUGCAACACAACAACCAGUCCGUGAUGCCCGGCCCACAUUCAAGUGUGCAAGCUCCGCGGGCAAGCCCAACCACCCCGGGCGUGAGCGGGCCUAUGAAUGGCAAUACGACUACGGCAACAUCGGGCGGUUUGCCUCCAGUGCCCAUCUCACCAAUGGUCAAGUCGGAGCCUCAGGAACACCACGGCCUACCAAAGGUUACAUCGUUUCCAUCCAUAGCCCCGGCGCCGGCUCCAAGCACGUCGAUGCAGCCUCCAAGUAAGCCGCAGUAUCAUCACUUGCAGCCACAGCCGUCUUCUCCGCAUCACCAGGCCCAACAGCACCAGGCUCAUCAGCCUCACCAGCCUCAGCAGAACCAAGCCCAGCAGCAACAGCAGCAACAGAACAGACAAAGUCCGCAACAGCAGAACCAGGGUCAGCAACACGCUCAGCAACACGCUCAGCAACACGCUCAGCAACACGCUCAGCAGCAUGUUCAGCAGCAUGUUCAACAACCUGUUCAGCAGCAAGGCCAGCAACAAGGCCACCGUCAGACUCAGUCGCAGCUGCAUCAAGCACAGCAGCAGCUCCAGGCCCAGCAAUAUCAGGCUCCGCAGCAUCAAGCUCAGCAGCAGCCGCCAGCUCCGCAACGGCAACAAACGAUGCCACACCAGCCUACUGCGCAACACCAGCACGCUCCGCAAGCCCAACAGGCUCAGCAGGCUCAGCAGGCUCAGCAUCAGCAGGCCCAGCAACUUCAGCAGGUCCCUCAACAUCAUCAGGGUCAGCAGGUGCAACAACACCAACAGGUCCAACACAGUCGGCCUGCACAGCAACAGCAACAACAGGCUCAGCAGCUUCAACAAGUCCAGCAAAACCAGCAAGCUCAGCGACAACAUUCUCAUCAGCAGCAUGUUCAGCAAGCGCAUCCUCAACAAUUACAGCAGCAUCAACAACAGCAACAACAACAACAGCACCAGGCUCAGGCGCCCCAGCCACCGCAACCACAGCAGCAAACGCACCAUCAACACCGGCAAACCCAGCAACAAGUCCAGCAGCAGGCUCAGCCUCAGGCACAACCACACCGUCACAUCCCCUCACCAACAACAUCACAGCCAUCGCCGGCACCACCACGACCGGCUCAGCCGGCUCAAACGGCAUACCAGCCCCAGCCCCAGGCCUCGACAGCCCAGCCGUCACCAGCACAGGCCUCGCCGCCGGCAGUUCCCGGGCUGCCAAUACCUCCUAAUCAUCAUUCCACCCCUGAUCACCAAGAUCAGGAGUUGUUGGAGUCGCUGCAGGCUGCUCUGGCUGUUCAGCCUAACUAG
This is a messenger RNA of Podospora pseudocomata, 4509 nucleotides long. RefSeq names its product TTAGGG repeat binding factor (gene TBF1). The transcript has 3 exons. NCBI's taxonomy places the organism in Eukaryota, Fungi, Ascomycota, Sordariomycetes, Sordariales, Podosporaceae. Gene Ontology annotation, biological process: telomere maintenance via telomere lengthening. Bases 631 to 4509 code for a protein of 1292 amino acids. Gene Ontology annotation, molecular function: double-stranded telomeric DNA binding; protein homodimerization activity. The record is from RefSeq and is a predicted model, not a curated record.